CCCGGCCAUUCUUCCUGAGACUGGAUUCCGAGGCGGCAGGGAUGUGGCCUGUCCAGGCUCUUGGCGGGCUUCCCUCUGAGAUCACGCCACAGCUUAGCACUUGCUUAAAUUACCCUCUGUACAUCCGCAGCACCCCCAUGGAGAGCGAGCUGAAGUUCCACUACAUGGUGCACACCUCCCUGGAUGUGGUGGACGAGAAGAUCUCCACCAUGGGGAAGGCCCUGGUGGACCAGAGGGAGCUCUACCUGGGCCUGCUCUACCCAACAGAGGACUACAAGGUAUAUGGCUACGUGACCAACUCCAAGGUGAAGUUUGUCAUGGUGGUGGAUUCCUCCAACACAGCCCUUCGAGACAACGAAAUUCGCAGUAUGUUCCGGAAGCUGCAUAACUCAUACACAGACGUGAUGUGCAACCCCUUCUAUAACCCUGGGGACCGAAUCCAGUCCAGGGCCUUCGACAACAUGGUGACGUCUAUGAUGAUCCAGGUGUGCUGAGCAGGACUCUGCUCUGAAGAGACGCAGCUUGUGCGGAACUGUGCCUAGAGACCUCUGCUUUUGUCUCUUCUGUCCUGAGUGUUGCCUCGUGCAGGGGCUGGGUGGGGCUUUGCAUGGCACCUCUCCACUAAAGAACUUUGGAGGUGAGAUCCACUUUGUUCUUCUCUGACAGCAGAGGCUCUGCUGAGGGACCGUGCAGAGGGUCCCCAGUGGUGUGAAGGGGAGGCUGUGGCCACAGCAGGAGGGACAGGGGCAGGACAUCGGCCUCUGCCUCUCAGCUCUUGCUGGGGCCUUGGUAGGCUGGACAGUCCAGAACCAGCCUUGAGGGUGGAGGCAUGGGGUAGCUGCCCACCUUCCAGGAGCAGGAGGGCUCUCAUUGUGGGACCUGUCUUCCCUUGUAGACAUGGGCUAAAAUCUCCGCCUAGUGGGCACGAUUCCUGACUUGCCUCUGCAUUCCAAAUGGCAGAGGCUUCCCUCCUGUUUGAGUCCAAAGUGGUUAGAAGACGUGUGGCGUCCAGACUGGUGCUCCCAGCCAGGGCUUCCCCUGAGACCUCACAGCAAAAGCCAGAUAGCAGUCCUAACUGACCAGGACGGAGGCAGCUCCUUCUCAGGGUCAGGUGGCCGGGGCUGUCUUUCUUUCUGUCAUCGGAUGGCAUGUCUGAGUGGUGAUGGUCUUUUUUUUUGGUACUGGGGAUUGGAGCCAGGGGCACUUUACCACAGAGCCACAUCUUCAGCCCUUUUUAAACAUUUUUAUUUUGAGACAGGGUCUCAUGAAGUUGUUGAGGGUCCGGCUAACUGGCCCAGGCUGGCCUUGAAUUUGUGGUCCUCCUGCCUCAGCCUUCCGAGUUGCUGGCGUUAUAGAUGUGGCCACCGUGCCCUGGCAAUUCCUUUCUUUCUUUUCUUUUUGUGGAUUUAAAUGUCUUUAAAGCCAUUGGCUCCUGAGUCC
Molecule: messenger RNA, 1440 nt
Organism: Sciurus carolinensis (gray squirrel)
Lineage: Eukaryota; Metazoa; Chordata; Mammalia; Rodentia; Sciuridae
Gene: Trappc2l
Product: trafficking protein particle complex subunit 2L
Exons: 5
Coding region: 42-494 (150 amino acids)
Biological process (GO): endoplasmic reticulum to Golgi vesicle-mediated transport
Cellular component (GO): TRAPP complex; nucleus; cytoplasm
Source: RefSeq, a predicted model, not a curated record